This is a messenger RNA of Durusdinium trenchii, 2526 nucleotides long. The record is from the annotation of a GenBank genome assembly. Lineage: Eukaryota; Dinophyceae; Suessiales; Symbiodiniaceae.
AUGUUCACCGAGCAUGCUCCUGAGAAGCCAACAUCCGCCGACGUUAUUGAAGAGAAGAUCAAGGGAGUUGAUGAACAUGUGGGGUCCCUAACGAGGGACGCAAGAAAAGCUCAGUGGGAGAUCGACUCCCUGUCCCUUGCAAGGGACCUAGCUCAAAUAGGCAAGCUCCUCGACUUGACGGUCCAGAAUGAACACAGCAAACGGACGGAGCGGAUCCUGCACCUGAGGAACCAGAAUACCAUAGGAGCCAGUCUAGUGGCUGACUGGAUGUCUACAAACCUGGCUGUGCAUUCAGGGCCUAUGAAGGACCAAGUCAACCUCGUUGAUCGGUUCAUGGUGCGCAGCCCUGGAAGUCCAGCAAUCAUUUGGGUCGAUCUCAUGAAAGCUGGGCGCCUCACAGGCGGUGAUGUGUCGGACUACGUGGACCUGAUUGGAGUGGCUUUGCAAAAAGCUGGCAAGAUGGGCUGCGCCAUCGUGGUGUCUCCCUUUUUGUCUUCUGAGAAGAUCCCAAACAGGGGGUCACAGGGGAGGCUGGAAGCCAAGUUUGAUGCGAAAUCAAUCUGGUCAGAGGCAAUCACAGUUCGGUGCUCGCAACCACCAUCACAGCGCAAAGUACCAAUUCAAUUUGACGGUUGGGUCCUUCUCGCUGAAAGCAGCCGGGACGAGAACAUAUUCAGGAGCUGCCAAUUGAUUCAAGACAGGUCCAACAGACACGAGGUCGCCUGGCAGGCGGAAGCAAAUUACAUAGUUCCAGUUGCCAGCAAGGAUACGGUACCACAUGCAUCGGAAGGAAUGAGGUCGUUAAGCGAUGUGCAAGAGACUGCGCAAUUCUUGGCUGGCGAAGAUCUCCCUCGCAUUCUGUUGAAAAGCGUGCUGCAGAAGAGUGAACUCCCCGACACAUGUCAGUCUGUGAGUAUGAUCAAUUUGACUGGCUACGAUGGAUGGCUUGAGAAGGUGUGCAGGCGGUGGCGGGAGCGGGAGACCCCCCAACUUUCCAUGAAAGUCUUGACCCUUGCAAAGAAUCUGGCCACGGCAGAGUUUGUGGAGAAAUCCCUAGCCCUGGAACUGAUGGAGGACAUGAUGGAGUGGAAAGCUGUGAAUCACUCAUCCCUGGGCGCAGUGCGGCGCUAUGAGCCAAAGCCCCCUGUGUCACCAGAGAGUGAUGUUGACUUGGCCAACUUCCCCCUACAGUUGGUCAAAGUGGAAUACAACAUGGAUUCGAAGUUGAAAGGAGUCGAGAAAUAUCGAAUCACCAUACCACCAAACAUCAGAGCUCGCUACAUCGACGACGCAGUAUACUCAACCGAGUGGCAGAACCUGAUGGAAGACUUUGACAAGAAGUUUGGCCGUGGAGCGCCUCGUGAAGAACCAAGACUUGCACUGGUGCCGUCGGUCGAAGAGACUCCUGAGAAAAAGGACAAUGAACUGGACAGCGAAGAGCCGUUGUCUGAGGAUUAUGAAGAUCUUCCGCCUCCAUCAGAAGAAGAGAAAGAAGACCAAACAAAGGCAUCGGCGUUGGAGAAGCCACAGGAUGAACAGAAGCAGAAAACACGCAAACCGGCUCUGAAGAAAAUUGUGUCGACCAACAAAGAUCAGGAGAAGAAGGCAAAGGAGCCAAAGAACAAGAACCAGGAGCACAUUCCUGAGGAUCCAGCGCAAAUGAGAGCGAGGGCUUUUGGGCUGAUCACAGAUGAGAAGAAGAAACCAGGUAAGACUGAUGGAGCAACUAGAGGUUCAAAACGGGCCGUCCAGUUUGUGGAGGAAGAGAUGAAGGAAAAUGAGGAGCAGAAUGAGGACAGCAAGGUUGCUGCCAAAGAUCAGAGGAAGCAAAGGGGGAGACCAGCAAAGGUGCUGAAGCAGGCCAAAAACACAAGUGAGGCUGGUAACAAGGAUCCAGCAAACAAGGAGGCAAGUGAGAGUGGAAAGAACAAUGCAAAGAACAAGAACGCAAGUGCAAGUGAGGCUGGAAAGAAUGCAGAAAACAAGGACGCAAGUGCAAGUGAGGCUGGACAGAAUGAUGCAGAAAGCAAGGAAAGCGAGACCGCAAAGCAGGAUUCAAUGAACAAGAAGCCAAGUGAGGCUGGAAAGAAUGAUGCAGAAGACCAGGACGCAAAUGAGGCUGCAAAGCUUGCAGCAAAGGCCGGGCAAAAUCAAAGGGAAGGGCAAGGAAAAGAGAGGAAACACAAGCAAGCAAAGAGGGAAGAUGGAUGUCAGGGUGCGGAGACAGCACAGAAUGGGGCAAAGCCAAAAGCCAGUCGCGCGAAAAAGGCACGAAAGAAUGAGGAUCAGGCAAAUGAUAGCAAAGAGCGUGAGGAAACCUCAGCCAACGGUGAAGACAAGGAGGAGGAGCAUGGUGAUGUCCAUCUGGGAAAGGGGAAAGGUGGUGCUCUUGGCCGGGCCGGCCUUAGAGAUGUGUUUUGGAAGCACAUUGCUGAAGCCCAAAGCCGUUUGCAGAGUGAGAAGCCAGACCUAAGCAAGAAGGAAGUUCUGAAGAUGGAGGCAGUCGCGAAGGGUGACUGCGAGUAG